CGGUGGCCGACCGGCCGGCCGGGAGGGAGGGAUGCCGGAGCUGGGGAGUGGAUUCCCCCGGGGGGACGGGAUCCGUCCCUGAAAGCCGGGAGAGGGGGCUACGCAUCAGCACCCCCGGCUGUCUCCUGCAUCCCUCUUGGAUCAGCACCAUCACCAGCAGAAGCAGCGCCGCCUCCCCCGCCUGCUGCAAAGGCAGAACCUAGAGCUACUCUUCUGUUCCUUCCAGAGGAGCCCCAAGGGCAUCCCUCCCCACUCUGCUUGGCAUGAUGAUGUGCGAGGUGAUGCCGACCAUCAGUGAGGACAACCGCCGUGGUUCAGCCUAUGGGGCUGACGAUGCCAAUUUCGAGCAACUCAUGGUCAACAUGUUGAAUGAGCGAGAGCGGCUGCUGGAGACAUUGCGUGACACCCAGGAAAGUUUGGCUACCUCCCAACUCCGCCUGCGUGAAUUGGGCCAUGAGAAGGAAUCACUCCAGCGCCAGCUCAACAUUGCCCUCCCACAGGAAUUUGCAGCACUUACUAAGGAGUUGAAUUUAUGUAGGGAACAACUGUCAGAGCGUGAGGAGGAGAUCUCAGAGCUAAAGGCAGAACGGAACAAUACACGGCUGCUGCUAGAGCAUCUGGAAUGCCUAGUAUCCCGGCAUGAGCGUUCCCUUCGCAUGACAGUAGUGAAGCGUCAGGCUCAGUCCCCAGCUGGCGUCUCCAGUGAGGUGGAGGUGCUGAAGGCUCUCAAGUCACUCUUUGAACACCACAAGGCUCUGGAUGAGAAGGUUCGAGAACGGCUGCGAGUGGCGCUAGAGCGUGUUGCAGUAUUGGAGGAGGAGCUGGAAAUGUCCAAUCAAGAGUCUCUUUCCCUUCGAGAGCAGCUUGCCCGACGCCGAUCCGGCCUAGAUGAUCCCAACAAAGAAGGAGAUGCCCAGAUUUGUGCCAAUGGAUCUGGGACCCUUGAGUUGGGGCGUGGGGGUCGGGAAUCAGAGCUAGAGGAGGUUUUGGAGCGCCAGAGAGGAGAACUAUCCCAGCUGAAAGAAAGACUUACCAUGCUCUGUCGGCAGAUGGCAGAACUGGAGGAAGAGUUAGCCACGGCCCAACGAGAUCUUAUUAAAUCUGAAGAGAUUAAUGCCAAACUACAAAGGGACCUCAAGGAGGCAUUAGCUCAGCGAGAAGACAUGGAGGAACGAAUUACCACACUAGAAAAACGCUACCUGAGUGCUCAGCGGGAGGCAACGUCCCUUCAUGAUGUCAAUGACAAGCUAGAGAAUGAGUUGGCCAGUAAGGAGUCCCUCUACAGACAAAGUGAAGAAAAAAACAGGCAGCUACAAGACUGGCUGGAAGAUGCCAAGCAGAAACUUCAGCAGACUCUUCAGAAGGCUGAGACCUUGCCUGAGAUAGAGGCCCAGUUGGCCCAGCGAGUAGCUGCCCUUAACAAGGCAGAGGAGAGGCAUGGCAAUUUUGAGGAGCGUUUGCGUCAGCUUGAGGCCCAACUGGAAGAGAAGAAUCAGGAGCUCCAGCGGGCACGCCAAAGGGAGAAAAUGAAUGAUGAACACAACAAGCGCCUCUCAGAAACAGUCGAUAAGCUACUAUCUGAAUCCAAUGAACGUCUCCAGUUGCACCUGAAGGAAAGAAUGGGGGCGCUGGAGGAGAAGAACACGCUAAGUGAGGAAAUUGCCAACAUGAAGAAGGUCCAGGAUGAGCUACUGGCAAACAAGGAGCAGCUAUUGGCCGAGAUUGAGAGGAUGCAAAUGGAAAUAGACCAAUUACGUGGACGCCCAGUCUCUACCUAUUCUCGCAGUGCUGGUGUGGCAAGACGUUCGAAGAAGGGGCGCUGGACUGUCAAGGACGAGGCCACCAAGGAGUGGGAGCGGGCUCAGCAGGCAGCUGGAGGCUCGUUUGAGGGUGGGCUGGAUGGGUCAGAUGAGGAUGAGCGUGAUCCUCUGUUCAGCUCAGCUGACCUGCUGUCUCCCAGCGGACAGGCUGAUGUGCAGACCUUGGCCAUCAUGUUACAAGAGCAGCUGGAAGCCAUCAACAAAGAGAUCAAACUGAUCCAGGAGGAAAAAGAAUCCACAGAACAGCGAGCAGAGGAGAUUGAGAGCCGAGUGACCAGCGCCAACCUGGAUGGAUCCUUGGGCCGCUACCGUUCGGGCACUUCCAUUCCUCCAUCUGUCACCAGUUCAACUCUUGCCAGCCCUUCUCCCCCCAGCAGUGGCCAUUCUACGCCCCGCUUGGCACCCCACAGCCCUGCUCGUGACGGAGAAAAAAUGCAGAACCAUGUUGCCAAGGAAGAGGUACGAGGCUCUGAAGAGAAGGCUUUAGCGUUAUGUGAACCCCCAACACCCUCAACCCCCCGCACAAUGCGUCUUGAUCGUAUGACCCAAGCAUUAGCUCUACAGCCUGGAACACUGGAAGAUGGAAGGGACCUGAGAACCAGCCUGGGGACAGAGGGUACGAAUAGCAGUCAGGAUUCCUUACACAAGUCCACCAAGAAGAAAAGCAUCAAAUCUUCCAUCGGGCGUCUCUUUGGCAAGAAAGAGAAAGGGAGGCUGGGGCAGUUGGGCCGUGAGUCCCCCUCGCUUGCUGGGACACCAUCUGAUGAGAUGUCAUCUGCAGACCCCCUGGGCUUUGCUAAACUCUCGGGACCUGUGGACAAGGAUCGUAAGAACAAAAAGAAACAUGAACUGUUGGAAGAAGCUUGUCGACAGGGGUUGCCUUUUGCUGCCUGGGAUGGACCUACUGUUGUUUCAUGGCUGGAGCUAUGGGUGGGCAUGCCAGCCUGGUAUGUGGCUGCUUGCCGUGCCAACGUCAAGAGUGGUGCCAUUAUGGCCAACCUGUCUGACACAGAAAUCCAGCGAGAAAUCGGCAUCAGUAACCCUUUGCACCGGCUUAAGUUGCGCCUUGCCAUUCAGGAGAUGGUUUCCCUGACCAGUCCCUCAGCCCCUGCGACUUCACGUACAUCUACUGGAAAUGUGUGGAUGACACAUGAAGAGAUGGAAUCUCUCACAGCCACAACAAAGCCAGAGACAAAGGAAAUCAGCUUGGAGCAGAUCCUGGCUUAUGGAGAUAUGAACCAUGAGUGGGUGGGAAAUGAUUGGCUGCCCAGCUUAGGCUUGCCCCAGUACCGCAGUUACUUCAUGGAGUCGCUAGUUGAUGCCCGGAUGUUGGACCACCUCAACAAGAAGGAACUACGGGGCCAGCUCAAGAUGGUGGACAGCUUCCAUAGGGUGAGCCUUCAUUAUGGGAUCAUGUGCCUGAAACGUCUUAACUAUGACCGAAAGGAACUGGAAACAAGACGAGAGGAGAGUCAAAACCAGAACAAAGAUGUGAUGGUGUGGUCUAACGAGCGUGUGAUGUGCUGGGUGCAGAUGAUUGGGCUGAAAGAGUUUGCCAACAACCUAGUUGAAAGCGGGGUACAUGGAGCCCUCCUGGCCCUGGAUGACACCUUUGACUGCAAUGACUUGGCCCUGCUGCUGCAGAUCCCAACCCAAAACACACAGGCUCGGCAGAUCUUAGAAAAAGAAUUUGGGAACCUCAUCACCAUGGGAACAGACCGGCGACUGGAUGAGGACAGUGCCAAGACCUUCAGUCGUUCCCCAUCUUGGCGGAAGAUGUUCCGGGAGAAAGACCUCCGUGGUGUCAGCCCUGACUCAGCUGAGAUGUUGCCAGCCAAUUUCCGCACAGCCUCCGUGGCCUCCAUUACCUCACCCGGGGUGCAGCUUCGUAAGAUGCAGCCAGAGGGGAACUCAUUAGGUAGCCAACGGACAGACAGUAUGUCAGUGCGAACGUACUCCUGUUAAUGCCAAGAUGGUGGAGCUGCUGUCCCAAGUAUGUCUGACCUCCCUGCCUUGGACAGGAGACCCUCUGCUGCUGCUGCUGCCACCGCUGCCUCUCCUUCCCCAUCGUGUGCUGACAUGAGGGUAUGAAGAGCUGCUGCCGCCACUGUUGCCAAGAAGGAAUACGGAAGCACGUGGGAGACGAUGGACAGACCGACCGACCAACCAACCAUGUUCCUCUCCACUGCCCUCUUCCUAGCAGCAGCAGUGGCUGAUGGUCACUGAAGAACUCAAGGGACUCAAGCCAAGGAGAGGCUCCUCCCCCAGAGCUGCAGAGGGAAACGGCCUUCCACCUUGGCCUCUAUUUAUUGUUGUUGUUUGUUCCGGGCAGGGACCUAAGAAUGUGAAUGAGAAAAUGUGGUUGCCCGCACAUCCUGCCCCGAUGCUCUGCCGCCAGACCCUUCUGACGGGGGCGGGGGUGAGGGGGUGCCUCUCUUUCCUGUUGCUAUGUGCCACAUAUUGGAGCAACCAGCCCAUCUUGGCCAGUUCCCCUUCCCUGCCCUCCCAAGGGUGCUAAAUGUUCUGUCAGCACUUUUCUUCUCCCUUUCAUUGCGUUGCUGCUAUGAAGGGGUCCCGUUUCACCUCCGGAUGGCAAGAAGGGGAUUGCUGCUCAGAGGCCAGUUCUUUCUCUUUUUUGGCCCCUCCCCAUCCCGCUUCUCAGCAAGGGGAGAGUGUCAAAGCCGGGAGGGGCAAAGCCGGUGUGCCUCCCUCUGCUUAUGCCCACCACAAAGAGCAAGUUGCCCCCAGGCCGGACCCGCAGAGCUCCAAAUUUGCGGUGCCCGGAUAUAAAGGUCCUGCUUCUAUCUGGAAGUAGCUGCCUCUCGGCACAAGUGCACAAAUAAAAGACUUUCCUCUUCCUCCUCCUCUUCCCCCUGCCUUUGUGGCUCCCUGUUCCUCCAAGGGACUAUCCCAGGAUCAUGAGGAGGACGAGAAAAAGCCUGGGGAGUAGGGUGGGGGAAAGAAGGACGAGAAGUUGUCUCCCAAACUCUCUUGGUGCUGGCAUUAAGCAGUCCCAGUGGAUAUGAGGUCCAUCUGGCGUGAUGACGCUAUCUUGAUGGAGCAUCAGAUUUUAUCUUCUUUUAUUUUUCUCUCACAAGAGCAGAGAGUGGGAAAUUCAAGCCCGAGAUGCUCAGACUGGAAAGGGUAGACCUCAGCCUGUGAUGGUCAUGGGAGACAGGACUCUGGACUUUUAUGAUAUGGCACACAGAUUUCCCUCCCUCCAAGACUAUUGUAAUAUAAGAGUUGUAUUUUCUGUGUAUAUCUGUGCUGUGGAAUCUCGUGUAAAUUGAAUUUCUUUUUCGACCGCCAUUACAGGUUCUCUGUUAAUUUAA
Candoia aspera is the source of this 5152-nucleotide messenger RNA. RefSeq names its product PTPRF interacting protein alpha 3 (gene PPFIA3). Bases 264 to 3785 code for a protein of 1173 amino acids. Gene Ontology annotation, molecular function: protein binding. The transcript is spliced from 30 exons. The record is from RefSeq and is a predicted model, not a curated record. Gene Ontology annotation, cellular component: presynaptic active zone. NCBI's taxonomy places the organism in Eukaryota, Metazoa, Chordata, Lepidosauria, Squamata, Candoiidae. Gene Ontology annotation, biological process: synapse organization.